GCCGUUUCGGAGUCUUGGUGGGAGAAAGUUCAUGGCUCUGGAUGGGUCGACGAUGGUGAAGGUGCCGCCAGGAGACGAUGGAGGCGGCACUGUGGCGGCGACAUCCAUGCGCAAGAUGCUUCUAACCAAGCAGCAGUUCCAGCACAAUGGAAACAAUCCAUCUAUCGUCGACACGACACUCCUUGCCGGUGGAAGCACUCCGUGGACACCCAAGAGUCUCGGCCGCGCCAAAAGUGCCAUCGUGUACCGGGUACCUAUGACUCGAUGCUUCUAGUUCAUGGGAACGCUCAACUUGUUGAUGAUGUGCCGGCGUGUAGCAAACUUUAAACGACAACUUGAUGUUCUUGGAGCGCAACAUCUUCUUCUUCCAGGAAUGGCGCACGCGGUUCGUGUCACUCCAGGACGACCACAUACUCAUCUACUCGACGCGGGAGAAGUGGGAACAAGGCGUGGCACCAGAUCGAGUGAUUCGAUUGAAUCCCAUGAUGCUGCUCAGCGCUCUUCGCGUGGACGUCCAAGACGAGUCCUACGACGUCGACGGGCCCGUGGUGACGCGACUAUUUCGCCGCAAGCUACUGGAAACCGACCCACUCGAUCAGUGGCUGAAUGGCGAAUUGCGGCAAGGACUGGUCGUCAAUUCCCGCGGCAGCAACACGGACACGACCGUGGCCAACAAUCCCGACGCCAGUGCGCGGGUCAUUGUCGAGUUCGCCACGACCAACCAACACACGUUUGAGUUGUGGUCGAAAUGUCUCCGGCGGGCCCUCCAGCACCAGGUCAAGCAUCAGCAACAUGGCAACUCUGACGAGAAUGACAACCAAGAUGCGUCCGUUUCUCGAACCAGAGCAUCGGCAUUAUCCUCAUCGUCAUCGCCGCCACCGUCGUCGUCGUCCACGUGGGUGUCUCCUGGUCAAGACUCGCGCGUGACUCUCCAUCAAAGCGAGAUCUGGUGCUCGCGACUGCUUCAAGACGACAAGGACAAGGCCGAGUCGGAGCUGCGGCGCAUCAUCGCCAUGGAGAAGCUCGUCGCGCAGGUUACGGGGCCCGCCAUGGCGCUGUUGGUGUAUGAAAAGGUCAGCCGCGUCCACGAGCUGUUUGCCGCCAACAGCCGCCGCGAGAUCGAGUCCAAGCAGUUCAUUCUCCCCGUCCAAGGCGACAGCGAGCCGGCUGUCGCGCUGUCGGCGGACGUGUUGCACUUUUUCCGCGACCACUUGAAGCGAAAGUACGCCGUGUUCCUCAUGUUGGCGCUGGCGUACGGUAUUUCCGAAGACAGCAUUCGAGAAGCGCAUGAACGCAUGUGCAGUGAAAACGACGCCGUGGACGCGGGUGUCGGUGGCGGCGAUGGCUCUGAGGACCCCCGCGACGGCCACGACCUCGGGUUCCGAGACACGCCGAGCGUUGACCUGUACAACAAAUACCGGACGGCCGCGGCCAAUUACUACAAGAUGAACUUUGGCGACCCGAGCGCGGCCGAAGAAGAGGACGCGAUCAUGCACCUUCCCGUGAUGCUCCACGUCGCGAUUGUCCGACGAGACGAGGACGAGGUCCGCGCGAUGGCGCAUAUACUUGACACUGUGAAAGAGCGGCUGUACGACCACAUCGAAGACGGCACGGCAGGCAACAACGAAGAGAAUACGCAGGGAUCAUAGGCUAGGACUUGAUAUGGAAUGAGGUGACGACAAAUACAGCCUGUGUCGUGUGGUUAUGAAUUGCCGGCAGUCGCAUCGUCGAUCCAUCGAUGGAUUCGAUGCACGGACGCACGAAAUAUUUCGUCACGUAGGUAUUGGGUCGCGAGUGCAUCGGUCGUCGAUGAUGCAGCCGUGGGAGAAGAUGAUAGGUCGAUUGCAC
Aphanomyces astaci is the source of this 1848-nucleotide messenger RNA. RefSeq lists its product as hypothetical. The record is from RefSeq and is a predicted model, not a curated record. Lineage: Eukaryota; Oomycota; Saprolegniomycetes; Saprolegniales; Verrucalvaceae. The transcript is spliced from 3 exons. Bases 339 to 1649 code for a protein of 436 amino acids.